Aedes albopictus (Asian tiger mosquito) is the source of this 1349-nucleotide messenger RNA. RefSeq names its product ADP-ribosylation factor-like protein 1 (gene Arl1). Gene Ontology annotation, biological process: intracellular protein transport; vesicle-mediated transport. NCBI's taxonomy places the organism in Eukaryota, Metazoa, Arthropoda, Insecta, Diptera, Culicidae. Gene Ontology annotation, cellular component: Golgi apparatus; cytoplasm. The record is from RefSeq and is a predicted model, not a curated record. The transcript has 4 exons. Gene Ontology annotation, molecular function: GTP binding; GTPase activity. Bases 238 to 780 code for a protein of 180 amino acids.
GUCAAAAGCUGUCAAAAGUUUCCCCCGAGCGCAGUUGCAGUCGCAGGAUUUUCGUCAUUAGUUUUUCUUUCCAGCCGUUCGGUGGCGAUUUUCCGCGGAUUUUUCCACCAAAUUACCUGAUUGGGAACAGCGAACGGGAGUCGGAUCUCGGUACGGAUCAGUACGGUUCAAAUACGGUCGAUUCAGUGGCAGAAACUAGAGUGAAGUGCAUUUAGGGAGCUAUCGAAGCAGGGAAAUAUGGGAGGAUUAUUUAGCUACUUCCGUGGCCUUCUGGGGAACCGCGAGAUGCGUAUUUUGAUCCUGGGACUGGACGGCGCCGGCAAGACGACUAUCCUGUAUCGAUUGCAGGUGGGCGAAGUGGUCACGACGAUUCCCACAAUCGGCUUCAACGUCGAGCAGGUCACAUACAAAAACCUCAAGUUCCAGGUUUGGGAUCUGGGCGGACAGACCAGUAUAAGGCCAUAUUGGCGAUGUUAUUACAGCAACACAGAUGCUAUUAUCUACGUAGUGGAUUCAGCAGAUAAGGAUAGGAUAGGGAUUUCUAAGGACGAACUUUUGUACAUGCUAAGGGAAGACGAACUAGCCGGAGCAAUUUUGGUAGUGCUAGCGAACAAACAGGACAUGGAGGGAUGCAUGAGUGUGGCCGAAGUGCACCAAGCCCUCGGACUGGAAGCGCUAAAGAACCGAACGUUUCAAAUUUUCAAAACAUCAGCUACCAAAGGCGAGGGACUGGACCAGGCAAUGGAUUGGCUAGCGAAUGCGUUACAAUCGCGAAAAUAGUUUGGUAAAUGAGAGAUUUAUCUUCCUCCUCCAAAAAAACAAAACAAGAAGCAACAAAAAGUAAAUGGAAAAUGUCGUUUCCAUUCCAACAACGCUACCAACCCCCUUCAGAGAAUUGUGUGUGCACGUGCAAAGGUAUGGCUAUAAAGCGAAACAACAAACCAGCAUUGAGUAAUUUAAGGCAGAAUUUAUUGUCCCCGGUCUAUGUAAGUCCCGUUUCGUAUGAAGACAUUCAUAAUCGAUUAUCACCCGAAAAACAAAAGGAAAUGAUAAGUGUAGUGAGGGACCCAAGCAAACCGUUAGCUAUUUUUCUUCGUUAUUUUUUCGUUGUACAUCCUUGUGAUUUUCCCAUAAACAAAGCGAUCCAUUAUUUAAUUGGAAAAAUGCCCAAUUUUCUUUUUUAAUCGAAUCGAAACAAAAAAAAAAGCUCUGUGUCCUUCGCGAGCUGCAUCGUGAGAGGGAUGAAUGUAUGUAACAAACAACAACGCGUGGUGCAGCUUGCAUAGGUAACGAUGAUUCUUGUCGCAUUAAUUUAAAUUAUCGUAAAUAAAGUAGAACAUAUAUACAGA